This is a messenger RNA of Silurus meridionalis, 2310 nucleotides long. RefSeq names its product heparanase 2 (gene hpse2). The record is from RefSeq and is a predicted model, not a curated record. Gene Ontology annotation, cellular component: extracellular matrix; membrane. NCBI's taxonomy places the organism in Eukaryota, Metazoa, Chordata, Actinopteri, Siluriformes, Siluridae. Bases 147 to 1883 code for a protein of 578 amino acids. Gene Ontology annotation, molecular function: hydrolase activity, acting on glycosyl bonds. The transcript is spliced from 12 exons.
CUACAGAAAACAAACACUCACUUGAAGAGGGUGGACGACAGCACUUAAGGUGAUUUUAAUCACGUUAUUUUUUCAUAAGCUUGCUCAGCAGGGUCUCCUCCAAACUCGCAGCGCGCUCGGCUCCGCAGCUUUGUGGACAGAAGAAGAUGCCUGGGCUGUUCUUCUCUCAGAUGUUCUGCUUGGCUUUGUGCUGGACUUUUCUAAUCCAGUCUCCGUUUUCUUCCGCCAAAACUGCGUACCGGCGACACGUGGCCGCUGAUAAGAGGCAACAUUUUCUGGACAGAAUGUUGAUUUUACUGGACGUUAACACGCGAAACCCGGUGCGGGUUCUGAAUGACAACUUCUUGUCUCUGCAAGUCGACCCUUCUAUCCUGAAGAACGGCUGGUUAGACUUCUUAAGUUCCACGCGGUUAGUAACUUUGGCCAGAGGACUUUCUCCAGCUUAUCUGAGGUUUGGGGGCAAAAGGACAGACUUUCUCCAGUUUCAUAACCUGAAGAAUUUAGCCAAGUUUAGAGGACCAGGACCAGACUAUUACCUCAAGAAUUAUGAGGAUGACAUAGUACGAAGUGACAUUGCCCUGGAUAAACAGAAGGGCUGUAAGCUGGCCAGUCACCCUGACAUGAUGCUGGAGCUGCAGAGGGAGAAAGCAGCUCAGAUGCAACAAGUUCUCCUGAAGGAGCAGCUCUCUAAUCUCUAUAGCGAUGUCACAAUAACAGCCAGGUCUUUAGACAAACUGUACAAUUUUGCUGACUGCGCUGGCCUGCACCUGAUUUUUGGGCUCAAUGCCCUGCACCGGAAUCCUGACAACUCAUGGAAUGCCUCCAGUGCAUUGAGUUUGUUAAAGUACAGCGCUGGCAAGAAGUAUAACAUUUCCUGGGAGCUGGGCAAUGAGCCUAACAGUUACCGUACCAUGGUAGCUCGUUCAGUCAACAGCAGCCGACUCGCUCAGGACUACAUUAUGCUGAAAACAAUGCUGCAGUCUGUUCGCUACUACAGCCGGGCGAAUCUCUACGGUCCCAACAUUGGCCGUCCUCGCAAAAAUGCAAUCCUGCUUCUGGACGGGUUUAUGAAGAACGGUGGUUCAGUUGUUGAUGCAGUUACGUGGCAACAUUUCUACAUUGACCGGCGUGUGGCUAAAGUGGAGGACUUUUUGAAAACCCGUCUUCUGGACACCCUGACAGACCAGAUCACAAAGGUGUUAAAGAUCGUGAAGAUGCAUGCCCCUGAAAAGAGGGUGUGGUUGGGAGGAGUUGGUCCUGCAUGGGCUGGAGGCAUAAACAAUUUGUCAGACACAUUUGCAGCUGGACUUUUGUGGCUAAACACUCUUGGCAUUUCUGCAAUGCAAGGAAUCGAUGUAGUACUUCGACACUCUUUUUUUGACUAUGGUUACAGCCAUCUCGUGGACCAACAAUUCAAUCCUCUACCUGAUUACUGGCUGUCUCUGCUUUUUAAGCGUUUGGUGGGCCCCAGGGUGCUGGCAGUACAAGUUGCUGGGCUCCAAAGAAAGCCACGUCCAGGAAAAGUGAUCCGAGACAAGUUACGCAUUUACGCACACUGUACAAGCUUUACCAAUCACAAUUAUGUCAGAGGCUCCAUAACAAUCUACAUCAUUAACCUGCAUCGGUCGCGGAAGAAAAUAAAGCUGGCUGGGACAUUACGAAGUAAAACAGUACACCAAUACCUGUUACAACCUUUUGGUGCUGAUGGUCUUCACUCAAAGUCUGUGCAGCUGAAUGGAGAACCUUUGGUCAUGUUAGACAGUGACACAUUCCCUGAGCUAAAGCCACGGACACUUAGAGCAGGACGAACAAUACACAUGCCCCCGGUUUCUAUCGGCUUCUACGUCAUCAAGAACAUCAAUGCCUUAGCUUGUCGCAGAUAAUACAUAUUCAGAUUUCAGUCCAGCUGAAAAGAACUGCCCUUCAUGUAAGCAAGGGUUGCACUGAAUUCCUAUUAAAAGAUUUUUCCAUCUCUUCGCUUUACAAGACUGACACUGUUUCUGAAAGAAAAAAAAAAUCAAUUGCUUUCCCCUUUAUUUCUUUGUAUCCAGCUCUCAUUUUGGUUUGUAGUGUUUCUUGUAUUUUGGGGAAUGUCAAGAAGAGAUGUCUUUAAUCAAUCCAGUGCUCUGGGUUUGAUUUUUUCUUGAUGUCUCAUUGUCACUGGAAUGCUGGUCAUCCUUGAGAAAAAUCUGAUAUUAACUAUAAAGAAAAAAGUAUAAAAAUAGAAAUUACAUUUUACACUAGUAAAUCUAGUAAUUCUAGAUGUUGAAUACUGUGGUAGAGAACAUAAAAGUUUACUGCCUGGUGCAA